Molecule: messenger RNA, 1374 nt
Organism: Fonsecaea nubica
Lineage: Eukaryota; Fungi; Ascomycota; Eurotiomycetes; Chaetothyriales; Herpotrichiellaceae
Exons: 4
Coding region: 1-1374 (457 amino acids)
Source: RefSeq, a predicted model, not a curated record
AUGACGGCCGUUCUACCCCAAGGACUAAUUAAUGCCAAUCCCAAUGUCCAACAGUAUGCUUUGGACGAUUUCCACGUCGACUUCACCAAUGCAGAAGUGCUCAGCAAGUUUUGGAAAGUUUAUGCCAUCCAGAGCGCGGCGACACAAGACAAUGCCUCUGCGAGGUUGCGGAAUCUGUUCUGGAGGGUAUGGAGUAGCCCGACCCUUACCAAGUCCAUGACAUCUGCACGACUGAUGCGCUUAUGGUCUCUGUGUACUCAAGACGUGGACUUGACCCCGAUUGAAGAUGAUACCAACGCCAGGCGGGUCCCCGAACUUAUUACACAGACAACAGGUGCCACUCCACGUACCAGGCCAAAUGUUGCACCCACGCUGCAAGAAUUUAGAUUUCCUUCCGUGGCGGCCAAUACAGGUGACGAGGAACGCCAGCCUUCCCGUGGACAGCCCAACGGACGGGGCCGAAUGCAGUCUGAAGAUGCCUCAGGGUCUGGGUCUCACGCCACCUCCGAAUCGUCUACCCGACCGACCUUGAGCAGAACCACUAGCGGUGGACGACAAAGGCCGCCUGUUCUGGCGACUGCUGGAAAGUCGAGGGCGAGGCCUCAAAUCCCCCGCAGAAAAUCCAGUUCGCAAAAAUCCCCAGGAGGCCCAAGCGGACCAAAAUCUCCAAGGGCAAAGUCGGGCGCUGCCACAGUCGACGUCACAAUUCAGGACACCAGCGGAGGUGUCGGCGCUCUCACUAACAGAGGACCGCCUCCUGGCUUGCCAAUUGUCCCUUCGAACACUGUCCCGCCUCUGCCCACGUCUUCGGGUGAACUGGUUGAGCCGGAUUUCCGAGGCAAAUUUGUGGAAACACAGAAGAAGCUGGUGAGCUCGACAAACCUUGCCGGCCUUAACCGAAUCAAAAAGACAGGUAGUGUUGUCAGGUUCGCGGAUGAGUUGCCCCAGGAACUGCGCAAGGGAAAGGAAAGGGAGAAGGAAGCGACAAUCCCGACCCGAGACGAAGCGCCUGGAUCCUCACGACUGCGCAGGAGCAUAUCCAGUGAAGCAGUUUCGGAUGAUGCCGACGACGAUGACUCGUCUUUGGAAAACAUGCAACUCCCACGAACCAAGAGCCAGCUCAGCCUUCUGAUUCAGACCAAAAGAGAUGAAACAGGGAGCUCGGAUAUUGGACCUGCCGGAGAACCGGAGAACAACAAGGGGAAAGAGCAGGCAAAAGAGAAAGCCCAGUCCAGAGAAGAAGAUCUCCUAUCAAUGGGUCGACGAGACGGCGUGACAAAGGCUGGCGGCGUCCAGGGACGCAAACAGCAUCGGAUCAGCGAAACUGAAGACCCUGGAUACUUCUCACCGUCAAGCCCUGAGCCUCUGUUCUGA